AUGGUUUGCAUUGCGACCCGCCUUCUCCGUGUGGGCAACGCUAGCCCACAACACCACUGGUCGAGCAAGACCACAAACUCACAAACCGCCGGCCAAGUUCACACCAGCAAUUCCGGCUCACAUGCCACAACCUCCCACUCGGCGUCUUCGGACGUUUCCUUCCGCGUGGUCAAGAAACCUCACCAGGGGAACCACCACCACGCCCGUGAACAAGAAGGGUCUCCUCAUCCCCGAGACCUCAUCAUCCAGUUCGUGCUCGCCCGCAAAGCGGAGAGCCUCUACAUCCCCUGGGUGGACCUCUACACCGAGCACCCGGAACUCCUCGGCAAGCCGCGCUACGACCUGCCGGCAUUCAAGUGCAGCGACCGCCCGAUCUGGGCCGAACACAUGACCUUCAAGCCGUCCACCGCCCUCCUCGUCAAAUUCCACCCCGUCCCGCGCUGGACCCCUGCGGCCCCUGACCACCCCCUUUGCAAGGCAAUGUCACCGGCCGCGUUGGAACACUUCCACGCCUGCUGCUACGAGGAGUAUGUUCGCUCGUGCGCGAAUUGGGAGGAUGGCGCCCGUCAGGCGAUCCGCAAGGCCACGGUGGGGAUGCUCCUCGAGGCUUCGGAGGAGAUUGAGGGCGACGAGUCGGAGUUUUGGCAAUUCAACCUCGUGCCAAGGGCGGUGAGGUUUGCGCUCCCGGCGGCGAAGAAGGCGAUGCUCACCAAGAAAGACAGGGGAUAUUGUGAGGUUGCUCCGAUGUGUGUGAGCGAGAGUUGUGUUGUGCGUGUUGAGAAGUGGUUGGACAAUGUGGUUGUCCCUGUUGGUGUUGGUGAGGCCUGGUGGCGUUGA
Dissoconium aciculare CBS 342.82 is the source of this 837-nucleotide messenger RNA. RefSeq lists its product as uncharacterized. The coding region runs from base 1 to 837 and encodes 278 amino acids. Lineage: Eukaryota; Fungi; Ascomycota; Dothideomycetes; Mycosphaerellales; Dissoconiaceae. The transcript has a single exon. The record is from RefSeq and is a predicted model, not a curated record.